Molecule: messenger RNA, 537 nt
Organism: Fusarium graminearum PH-1
Lineage: Eukaryota; Fungi; Ascomycota; Sordariomycetes; Hypocreales; Nectriaceae
Exons: 3
Coding region: 1-537 (178 amino acids)
Biological process (GO): mitochondrial translational termination
Cellular component (GO): mitochondrial large ribosomal subunit
Molecular function (GO): translation release factor activity
Source: RefSeq, a predicted model, not a curated record
AUGUCGUCACCGGUGACAGCCACACCCUUUGCGCCGAGAUUCAAAAGAUACCAGGCUUUCGAUGCCGACUUGGACAAAGAUGCUCUCAAUGAGGCUCGUUCAUGGUACGAGUCAUUUGAUGCCUCACAACUACCGAAAGGCAAUACUACAUUUGCUCGCUCCAGUGGACCAGGGGGGCAACAUGUCAAUAAGACUGAGACCAAGGCAAUCACGGCAUAUCCCGUAGGGCAAUUGCUCUCAAUACUUCCCAAAUCGUUACACCCCAGCAUUCGCAAGUCCAAGUAUUACACAUCAGCCAAUGACUCUUUGACUUUUCAAGCUCAGGACUCACGGUCCCGAGAUGCAAAUGCAGAUGACAACAGGAGAAAGUUGACUGAUGAGGUUAUGCGUAUGUAUAAAGAGGCCACGCCUGCAGAGACGAGUGUGGAAAAGAGGAAGAAACAUGAAGAGAUCAGCAAGAAAUUCCACGAGUCAAGAAUGAAGCAAAAGAAGUUUACAAGCGCAAAGAAGCAAUCACGUAGAGGCCCUUCAGGUUGA